GGUAGUGGUCUAGUGGAAGGUGCGAUAGCAAACAAGAGGAACACGACACCAAGCCAGCGACUUUAGCGCGCAGCAGUUUUCUUCGUGACAAAGAAUAGGGGUUCUCGACCUUGAUCGAUGCGUCCAGAAUCUGAUUCGUUGUCAAAUGGAAGGGAAGUCCGCGGCGCGACGUUUAUGUGGACAACUGAAGCUGUCGAACGCGCACUCGAGCGACGCGCGAUACCCCAGUCUCAACCUGAGGAUUCGAUAUCAUGCGACCUCUGGCCGAGUAAUGAACGAAACUUGCGGCAUCGCAGUAAGUACACCAAUGAAAAUAGAAGUAACACUCAGGCAACCGCGCUCUCGCGUUGCAACUCACGCACGGAUUCUGGUCGUACUAAAGGAUCGAUUUCCAAGCAGCAGCAUUUCUGUCUUCACUUUGCACGGGGACGCUGUGUGAAAGGUUACGAGUGUUUGUAUCUCCAUCAUCUUCCCACUGGUUUUCACGAAGCAGCAAAGCCUGCAUUGUAUGAUAUUUUUGGUCGCGAAAAGCACCGAUUAGAGCGAGAGGAUAAUGGUGGAACUGGGAGCCACAUGCGUCAAUGCCGAACUCUAUUCGUAUAUUUUGGUGGUGCAGGUGAAUGGGGUGGCCAACGGCUUCGCCAAUUAAUAUCAAAAUCCUUUGGUGAGUGGGGUCCUGUAGAAGACAUCCACGUGGUGCCCUCAAAAUGCAUAAGCUUUGUACGCUAUAAGUUCAUAGUAUCGGCCGAGUUUGCAAAAGAAGCAAUGAUGGGGCAGAACCUCUUUGGGGGUAAGGAGUCUCUCACCGUACGCUGGGCUAAUGAUGACCCUAACCCCACUGCCAUUCACCGGGUGAAAAGAGAGAGAGAGGAUGUGAUUGUUGACGCGAGCGAGCGCGCGAAUACGAGGACACCUUCAUGGCAUGAUAACGAAAGACGACAGUAUGCAUACUUGCAAACCACUCGAGGACAGAAUUUUCCUUAUCAAAAUAGUCUUCACACUCAGGAUUAUCCUGACACGGAAGCUCAAUAUGAAGCUCAUUUGAAUAAUGUAAGCACCCAAUCAAGCACUAAACACGCAUUACAGGAUGUGAAAAUGAUGCACGAUGAGAAUCCUGACUCUGUUGAGGAAGACUACGAAAUCCGUGGGGCUAGGCCAUUUUCGAAAAGCAGGACAAUAAUGCCGCAGGUGUUUGAACUCGAGGAAAAUAGUCAGAAAGUGUCAAACCAAGCUGAAAUAAAUGAAAUCUCCCGCAGAACUCAGCUUGAUUCUGAGAUACUUCGCGCACAACACGUAGCAUAUCGGGCAUACCUUGAUGCUGGUGGAAAGCCAGAUGAUUGGAACCCAGAUUCGUUGUCCACUUUUGUUGCAGCACCAGGCAGCUUUUGCUGAGUGGACGAUCACCUCAAGCUCACAGUCACUAGUGUUUUAUAAUUUUGUUCUCUGAGAUUUUACAAGGGAAACCUAGUUUACAAGGAAGGAGGCUGGAUGACUAGAACUGCAUUUCCGUGAUACUCUGCACUUUCGCCCUCGAGACUAGGUUUGCUUUAUUGUAUUUGAACUCCUUUCAGACCAAGUUUUUCUUUGGCAAAGUACUCUACAGUAAGUUGUUACUGUAACUUAUCUAGGGCUACAUGUAGUACCUGUAGCCCUAGCUAAU
Messenger RNA from Micromonas pusilla CCMP1545, 1660 nucleotides. RefSeq lists its product as uncharacterized. The transcript has 3 exons. The coding region runs from base 118 to 1392 and encodes 424 amino acids. Gene Ontology annotation, cellular component: Prp19 complex; U2-type catalytic step 1 spliceosome; U2-type catalytic step 2 spliceosome. The record is from RefSeq and is a predicted model, not a curated record. NCBI's taxonomy places the organism in Eukaryota, Viridiplantae, Chlorophyta, Mamiellophyceae, Mamiellales, Mamiellaceae. Gene Ontology annotation, molecular function: U6 snRNA binding; pre-mRNA binding; metal ion binding.